AUGGAUCCCACAUUAUUCGCCGGCACCUGCUGGCUUCUCUGGAAAGGAAGAAAUAAAUAUGUGUUUGAGAAGGAAAUGCAUGCCCCGGAAGUGAUCAGGAAACGGGUGGCAAACUUGGUCCAUAGAAUCGGACUUGCGUCCCCGGAGCGAAUUCUGGGAACAGAGGCUACUCCACGAAGGCACGUGAAAGAGAUAAGGUGGGAACAGCCUCCGCAAAGAUGGGCUGCGUUGAACUCGGACGGGUCGGUGACGAAUGGGCAAGCUGCGGCGGGAGGUGUUGUAAGGGACGAGCAAGGGCGACUAAUGCGGGCUUAUUCUAUGAAGUUGGGGGAGGUCUCUAUAACGCGAGCGGAGCUGGAAGGCAUUGUGAAGGGCUUGAAGGUUGCUUGGGACGAGGGCAUAAGGAGGUUAAUAGUUCAGACGGACUCGCAAACGGCUAUCAAGCUUAUUAGGGAAGCUGAAAUCCGGCAUCCCCACUUUCUCUUGGUGCAGGAAGCUCGCCGGCUGCUGGCGCUGGAGUGGCAGGUUCAGUUAACUCAUGUCUACAGAGAAGCCAAUUUCGUCGCCGAUUACCUGGCUUCGGCAGGACAUAAACUCCAGCAGGGAUUGCAUUUCGUUGAUGAGCCGGACCCACUGUUGAAUUACUGGCUGCUGUACGAUUUGAUUGGGGUGGAGACAUCCCGGUUGGUUGUUAGUUAA
This is a messenger RNA of Linum tenue, 699 nucleotides long. The record is from the annotation of a GenBank genome assembly. NCBI's taxonomy places the organism in Eukaryota, Viridiplantae, Streptophyta, Magnoliopsida, Malpighiales, Linaceae.